AAUAUGGGAAGAAUGGCUCAAACGACAGUUACGCAGUUGGAAUUUACCCUAAUCACUUCCGCCGCCCCAACGGCUGCUUCACCCUCCGGCCAUCGGUAACUCCAUCCCGACCGGCAAACCGGAUCCGAACUUCUUCUUGUUCUUGUUGUUGUUCUUUGUUCGAUCGGCCGAAACCAUAUCUGGAACUCAGCCUGAUCUGCUUUGCUGCCGGCCAGACCCUAACUUGAUCUGGCUGUAGCAACUGAAAUGUGGGUUUGCCAGUCCAGAUCCAGCAGUAGGUAAAGGAGGAGAAACGUGAGGGAGAAAUGUAGGUUUUAGUCUUGCCGCUGGUGGGUGGAAUUUUCACUGAAGAGAGAAGGAGAAGAAUAGUUAAGAGAGUGGCCUUGGCAAUGGCGACGACUAAAAUCUCAGUUGAAUUGGUGGGUUUGAUGUUGCUAUGCAUAGCAGUGACAGUGGCACAGAGUGUCGAUGAGUACAUAAAGUACAAAGAUGCAAAGCAGCCGGUGGCUGUUCGAGUCCAGGAUCUCCUCAGUAGAAUGACUCUGAAAGAGAAGAUUGGUCAGAUGGUGCAGAUUGAUAAAAGUGUGGCCUCUGCUCAAGUUAUGCGCAACUAUUCCAUUGGGAGUGUAUUGAGUGGUGGUGGGAGCACACCCCUUCUACAAGCUACUGCCAAAGAUUGGGUUAAGAUGAUAAAUGACUUUCAGAAGGGGUCACUAUCUAGUCGUUUGGGUAUCCCAAUGAUAUAUGGGAUUGAUGCUGUUCACGGACACAAUAAUGUAUAUAAAGCUACCAUAUUUCCUCACAACAUUGGACUUGGAUCUACCAGGGAUCCUAAUCUUUUGCGGAAAAUUGGUGAUGCAACUGCUCUUGAAGUCAGGGCUACUGGAAUUCCUUAUGUCUUUGCUCCAUGUAUUGCAGUCUGUAGAGACCCUAGAUGGGGUCGAUGUUAUGAGAGCUACAGUGAGGAUCCCAAAAUUGUUCAAGAAAUGACGGACAUUAUACUUGGGUUGCAAGGCGAAGCUCCAAAUAGUUCUUUUACCAGGGUGCCAUAUGUUUCAGGAAAGAACAAGGUUGCCGCUUGUGCAAAGCACUUCGUGGGUGAUGGGGGAACAACCAAGGGUAUCAAUGAAAACAACACAAUCAUUGACAUGAACAGAUUGUUUAGCAUUCAUAUGCCUGCCUAUAAUGACUCAAUUAGGAAAGGUGUCUCGACAAUAAUGGUUUCCUACUCUAGCUGGAACGGGGAAAAGAUGCAUGCCAACCACAAUUUAAUUACAGGAUAUCUCAAGGGCACUCUUAAGUUUAAGGGUUUUGUUAUCUCAGAUUGGGAGGGCAUUGACAAGAUUACCACACCACCUCAUUCAAACUACACUUACUCUGUCCAAGCUUCUAUUUUGGCUGGUGUAGACAUGGUCAUGGUUCCAUAUAAAUAUACUGAAUUCAUUGAUGAUCUCAUCUACCUUGUGAAGAAAACGGUCAUCCCAAUGGAUCGUAUUGAUGAUGCAGUCAGUAGGAUUUUGCUAGUUAAAUUCACAAUGGGCAUUUUUGAGAACCCUCUUGCUGAUCUCAGCCUAAUUGAUGAGGUUGGAAGCCAGGCACACAGAAACUUGGCAAGGGAAGCUGUAAGGAGGUCGCUUGUGCUCCUGAAGAAUGGGAAAAGAACAGAUGAACCAUUAUUACCCCUUCCCAGGAAGGCACCCAAAAUUCUAGUUGCAGGUAGCCAUGCUGAUAAUUUGGGUUAUCAAUGUGGUGGGUGGACAAUCACCUGGCAGGGAUUUAGUGGCAAUAACUACACAAGUGGAACUACCAUCCUUGAUGCUAUAUCUUCUACUGUUGACAAGAACACAGAAGUUAUCCAUGUUGAGAACCCCAGCAGUGACUAUGUCAUGUCUGGCAAAUUCAGUUAUGCUAUUGUGGUUGUCGGCGAGUACCCAUAUGCUGAGAGUGCAGGGGACAACCCGUCCCUCACUAUUGCAGAUCCUGGCCCAACUGUCAUCAGCAAUGUCUGUGGGGUUGUGACAUGUGUUGUUGUGAUUAUAUCUGGCCGACCGCUUGUGAUUGAACCUUACAUGUCCUCUAUUGGUGCCCUGGUGGCAGCUUGGUUACCUGGCACUGAAGGUCAAGGUGUGACUGAUGUCCUCUUUGGGGACUAUGAAUUUACAGGAAAACUAUCACGAACAUGGUUUAAAUCUGUGGAUCAACUCCCGAUGAACGUUGGGGAUUCACACUAUGACCCACUCUUCCCCUUUGGAUUUGGACUCACAACUAAUUUGACCAGGGCAAGCUCAAUCGCAGCCGACACUAAUGGAGGGCGACCAUAUUUACUUAUAACUAUCAUCAAUUUGCUCAUCACUUCAUAUCUUACAGGUAUUUUUGCCAAGUUAAACAGUCAUGAAUCAAACAAGUGAAAAUGGAAGGAUGAAUUCUCACCAUUUUUCUUAAAUUUCCUUUUGUUGUCUCUAACUUAUCAUGAGCAAUCCAACAUUAGUUAGUUCCAUUCAUGUAAUGCUUCUUUCUAGUAGGUCAGGUCAAUCUGUAGGUAGCCAGCUUCUGCUAGCUUGGGAUGAAAGCAAAAUAGCAGUAGAUGUUUUUUCUUAAUGUUUCAAAUGCUUUAUCUAAUUCAAAUGGGUCUCAAAAUAUCAGUUAUCUCA
Molecule: messenger RNA, 2651 nt
Organism: Diospyros lotus (date-plum)
Lineage: Eukaryota; Viridiplantae; Streptophyta; Magnoliopsida; Ericales; Ebenaceae
Exons: 12
Coding region: 390-2408 (672 amino acids)
Biological process (GO): glucan catabolic process
Molecular function (GO): beta-glucosidase activity
Source: RefSeq, a predicted model, not a curated record